Messenger RNA from Aspergillus sclerotioniger CBS 115572, 1557 nucleotides. Its product is annotated as PP2C family serine/threonine-protein phosphatase. Bases 55 to 1323 code for a protein of 422 amino acids. NCBI's taxonomy places the organism in Eukaryota, Fungi, Ascomycota, Eurotiomycetes, Eurotiales, Aspergillaceae. Gene Ontology annotation, biological process: protein dephosphorylation. Gene Ontology annotation, molecular function: protein serine/threonine phosphatase activity. The transcript is spliced from 2 exons. The record is from RefSeq and is a predicted model, not a curated record.
AGCAGAGUGAAUCGGGUUUGUGAGUCAAUCAUUGGAAGCUUACCACAUUUUAACAUGGCAUACAACACCGGUUCGCAAAAUCCCGGCUUGGACUGGAAGUUCCAGUGCAUGUCGGUCCUUGAUGUCAAACAAGCAACCGCGAAGAUCAAGCGGAAUGAAGCGAGUUACAAGUUCCAGUCUGGAGAAAUCGGUACCGUCUCUCGCAUCGACACCAACCAAGUUCCCAGCAACAAUCCCAUCGAGGACCACAUGGCCACGGGUAAGAUUGACCUGGGAAAAGGCGGUAUCUGGCAUUGUUGGGCUAUAUACGACGGACAUGGCGGUGAACAAACCGCCAUCGUGCUCUCCCACGCCCUAAUCCCAUACGUGGAACGCGCUCUACGAGCCCAUUUCGAGUCCUCCCCUGAAACAACAAUUGAGGACAGCAUCAUCACUGCUUUCAACACUCUCGCCGAGGAUAUAUCCGCAGAUGGUCUAGCUGCCCUAGAAAGCGCACAUAGCCAUGCCGAGGUGCAAGCCCGUCUUGCCCCAAACUACGCUGGCUCUUGUGCUCUUCUCGCGCUAUACAACCCAUCCGAGUCCAUGCUCUACGUGGCUAACACUGGUGACUCACGCGCCGUUCUCGGGACUCCAGCCGAGUCCGGAUCCGUCCAUGGGACCGUCGUUAUGUCAAAUGACCACGCAGCGGCCAACGAGGCCGAGGUGGAAAGAUUGAAAGCACUUCACCCCGAUCAAGAUGAUAUAAUCACUAAACGUGACGGCGACUGUGCCCGUUACGUCGGCAUUGCCGUCACUCGUGCGUUCGGAGACGCCAGAUGGAACUGGCCCAAGGAAGCUAUGACCAAGUGGGAAAAGGAGUAUUCUGGAAAGCCUGCCCCGGGCAGCGUUACCAACCCGCCCUAUCUCGAGGCCACCCCGGAGGUGAAGAGCUACAAGCUGAAGGGUGGGGAAUUUCUGAUUCUCGCAUCAGAUGGUCUUUGGAACCACCUGACCAGUGAGGACGCCGUUGAGGCCGUCAGCAAGUGGGUGAAGGUUACUAAGGAGGGCACGCUAGCGGAAGUCGGUUCUGGCACGCCUUUGGCAUUUGGGGGUGAAGAGACAAGCCCUGAUCACGCAGAGGGAAUCUCCUAUUGGGACCCUUGGCAAGUCAAGCCGGAAUGGUUCGUUUAUGAGGAUGACAAUGCUGCUACACAUCUCGUGAAGAAUGGCUUGGGUGGAGCGCAACGACAGCUGUUCACGGGAGUUUUGACGGUUGAUACGCCUGUCAGUAGGACGAUGAGGGAUGAUGUGACUGUUCAGGUUGUGUUUUUUGAUGGUGCUUAGUGGUUGACUUUGGCUGUUUGUUGGGUUUCGGUUUUUGGUUUGCUUUUUUUGCGUCUUUUGUGUGCCGUUCUUCUCCUUGCAUUCACAGACCUUUCAGUCCCAUGCAGGGGAUAUAUUUCUUCCUUAUAGUGGCGGUCACACCAUGCCAGACUGCGGCACACAUUGUCGAUUUGCAUUUGAAGCUGCAGGCUUUGAUAGUCCUCCGCAGCGGUGCCCAAAUGAACAUACUUCUCG